Miscanthus lutarioriparius is the source of this 597-nucleotide messenger RNA. The record is from the annotation of a GenBank genome assembly. Lineage: Eukaryota; Viridiplantae; Streptophyta; Magnoliopsida; Poales; Poaceae.
AUGGACGGCCAAAAGCUCGAGGUCAACUGUCUAUACCUGGAAAUCCCUGCUUCGGAGUACACUGCUGCUGAGGAGGACUCGCUUGCAAGACUCGAGCAUGGACAUGAGGUGGCCGGAGCACCACCCGGGCAGGAGCACCAGCGCGGGCGUCGCCAUUGGAACAGUCGGUGCAACUCUGUAGCAAGCUUGGCCAUAGAUAAAGCAACUUCCUGUGUGGUAGACAUGUCUUGCUUCCAAGGAUUCUUCUUCUGUCCAAAGGCUGCGUCGCUGUUGCUUCACAAUUUCUGUGGGUACCACAUCACACCUCAAGGACACAAGCGGUCAGAGAAGUACAAGAGAUGGAUUAUGGUCAAUGAUCAUGCUAACCGUCUGGGAAAUCUGGAAAGAGAGGACAACCGUGUUUUCAACAAGAUCACCAGAACUGCUGAACAAGUUUUCAGUGCAAUUCAGGAUGAGGCCAAGGUGUGGAUACGUGCUGGGAACAGAGGCCUGGAAAUGGUGCUGCCAUUGACGGCACAGCUGCCAGGAGGGGCGCCAAUCAGGCAUAUAGUUUCUAUGAUUAGUUUCUUAGGAAUAGCUAUUACAAGUAUUAUGUAA